AUGAUCUCGAAGCAGGAUAGAGAUAGUUUUCCAGACCUAGUCUUGCUCGGUCUGGCUGUAGCUCUCAAAGUAGGAGUACAGCUGACUCUCAGUGGUGCUGCUUCUCACAGAUCUCAUAAAUUAGAAGAAAUAUUAAGCAAAAGUAUGGAGUCUGAAACUCUCCUUCUUCCCAGAAGAACAUUAAUUCAACAUGCUUUGUUUAUCCAGGCACACACAAAAGUAAGCCCGACAAAAUGUGUUCUUACAGGAGCAAGGAAAGCAGAAGAAAGUAAUAAACAGUCAAUAGAAUGCAUUUUGAAUGCAAUAUUACCUCCAAGAGAAUGGUCGGAGAAUGGCCAGAUGUGGAUUCAACAAAUAUCUACUGUUCCAGCCAUUCGAACAGAUGUGAUAAAUCUGCAGGACAGCUUAGAUAGAAAGCUGCAGCAAAGGCAGGCUCGGGAAACGGGCAUUUGCCCUAUUCGCCGGGAAUUGUAUGCACAAUGCUUUGAUGAGCUGAUUAGGCAGGUCACCAUCAACUGUCCAGAACGUGGACUGCUGCUCCUUAGAGUGCGUAAUGAGAUCCUCAUGACUCUCGCGGCGUAUGAGACCUUGUAUGAAAGUAGUGUUGCAUUUGGAUUGAGGAAGGCUCUCCAAGGAGAUAUAGGAAAAAUUUCACUGCGCCAACAGAUUGAAGAACUUAAACAAGAAAUAGCCACUCUUCAAAAUGAACUCAGUGAAAUGAAGGAUAAAUAUAAUGCAGCUGAGAAACGAUUUACUGAGAGGAAACAGCUGGAUGAUAAGAAACAUUCAGAAGAAAUUGUUAACCUUAGAAAAAUCAAUCAACAAUUGAAGCUGCAACUUGAAGCUGUCAUUACUUACAGGAGAUGAACUGCACCCUGCUGUAUUCCUUACAUGGCAAUAUGACAUUUUGAUGUAUGAUUUCAUCAGCAGUAUU
This is a messenger RNA of Mobula hypostoma (lesser devil ray), 934 nucleotides long. RefSeq names its product axonemal dynein light intermediate polypeptide 1-like. The transcript has 5 exons. Lineage: Eukaryota; Metazoa; Chordata; Chondrichthyes; Myliobatiformes; Myliobatidae. The record is from RefSeq and is a predicted model, not a curated record. Bases 1 to 867 code for a protein of 288 amino acids. Gene Ontology annotation, cellular component: axoneme; filopodium. Gene Ontology annotation, molecular function: dynein heavy chain binding.